AAAGAGAGACACUUACCCAGAGCAAACUUUCUCCACUCAUUGCAACUUUUGAAAGCCUGGGGUGCAGGUGUCAGCCCCUCAAGAAGAGUUGACUCCAACAGAAUCAGCAUGAAGCUGGUAUACCAAGUCCUUGGUGUCAUGGCCCUCCUUCUGGGCGGCCCUGACUCUGUCCUCAGCAGCUCCAGUGGGAACCUGCACACUUUUGUGGGCUGCGCUGUGAGGGAAUUCACUUUCAUGGCCAAGAAGCCAGGCUGCAGGGGACUUCGUAUCACCACAGAUGCCUGCUGGGGCCGCUGCAAGACCUGGGAGAAACCCAUUCUGGAGCCUCCCUACAUUGAAGCCCAUCAUCGAGUGUGUACCUACAAUGAGACCAGACAGGUGACAGUGAAGCUGCCUAACUGUGCCCCUGGGGUUGACCCCUUCUACACCUACCCGAUGGCUGUCCGAUGUGAUUGCGGGGCGUGUUCCACUGCCACCACUGAGUGUGAGACCAUCUGAAGCCAGCGUCGCCACAGCUCGCGGCCCAAGCCUCACACAUCCACUGGCCCCAGGAAUAGAUCUGCUGUAUCCCCUGCAUUUGGUUUGGGCCAACCCAAGUUACCUGCCUUCCUCUACCCAGCUUAGGCACAAGGUCCAGGUGCAGCACACUUAGGCUGAAAAUGUAAAACAGUAUUGGCCCUUCUGCAGAGUACUCUCUCUGGUUCAUAUGUCUGCAAAUUCAGUUUUCUUCGCUUGACUUUUGGAAAGUGUGUUGUAUAUUGCAACUCUCCCCCAGGUUCUGUUGAUACCGUGCCGUUUAUUUGAAGGAGUUGGAUAUCCUUAAGCGGUGGAAAGCCUUUAAAUCCCCACAUUCUGCCAUGGAGCUCGGACUGGAUUUAUGAUUAAAGGGCAGGAUGAUCAAAACCAAAGUGCUUUCCUUCUGGCUCACAAGGAUGCCCAUCCGUGAGUGUUUUUACAGAGAGCGCCCCAUUUCCCUUUGAACCAAGUGAUUACCUAAACAAGAGGCAAGGACAGCCCAGACUGUUAGGAAAAGGUGUUUUGAUGUGCCUGAUUCAUCUCCCAAGCAAAUUCUCUAAGUUCCCUCAAGCUCUCUAUGGAAGUGUCUGCUUGCCAAUUAACAACAAACAAACAAACAAACAAACAACAACAAACCUCACAAAGCACCAUUAAGAGCUAUCAUCCAGGUUUAAAAACACCAAAGACUAAAUUCCCAGUUUGAGUGUUCCCCCACAGCCACAGUGAGGCAACCAGUUACAAAUGCCCUUCCCUGCUUAGCAUAUUUUAAAUCUAAAUGGCAAUUUAUUAGACUCAGAAUCCGGAGUAUUUGCGGCAGUAAGAUGGCCCUGUCUGUUCAGAGGAAGGAGGUGUGCCCGCCUGGUGCUUGAUUGCUUUUUCUGAAGUCUUUAGAGCAGUUGAUUCUGUGACCUCCUUUUUAAACUCCAAUUUUAUGCAAAUGUUUGUAGCUUUGGCAUUUGGGGAGUCGAGUUUACCUUUGUUCUUUUUUUAUAUGCCAGGAGCAUCGGUACAGUGUCAAUAAAGCGUGGUCCCUGUCACUGGAACUCACACAAACUUUC
Messenger RNA from Arvicanthis niloticus (Nile rat), 1574 nucleotides. The record is from RefSeq and is a predicted model, not a curated record. Lineage: Eukaryota; Metazoa; Chordata; Mammalia; Rodentia; Muridae.